Messenger RNA from Pimephales promelas (fathead minnow), 1212 nucleotides. The record is from RefSeq and is a predicted model, not a curated record. Lineage: Eukaryota; Metazoa; Chordata; Actinopteri; Cypriniformes; Leuciscidae.
AUGGGGAGGGACAGCGGUCAGAACCCUCUCUCUCUGGGUAGUGUCGAGUCUGGCCUCAGGUUCCACUGGAGUCUGAGCAAACCCUGUGUGCUGGAGAUCAAACCCAGGCAUGCACAGGUGGGCGUUAGUGUGUCUCCCUUUCACAGUUACUCUGUGCUAGUGAGAGCCGAAGCUCCAGGCAGGACCAGCCUCAAAGUGCGUGUGCAGCUCGAAGAAAUACACACCAGAAACUCUUCAUUCUCUGAUCAUCUCACUGUCGAGAUACAGAUACUGGUGUUUGAAGAGAUGCAAUCUCAAUGCAAUCUAGACCAGUGGAAGGUCAUUGAGGAGAAACUACAUCCUGAGGCAGAGCUACUGUGCUCUUUACACUUUGGCGCCCCCUACCUAGAGAUAAGGAUUCUGCAGGAAAUCUUUCACUCAACACCGUUGUACAGUACAGACACAGCUCAGUACAGCUGCAGGAUCACUGUGCAGCCCCAAUCAGACUCCAUCCUCCAUCUUCUGUCCACUCUGCCUGUCUCUAUCUAUCUGUCUGCACGUCUGCAGACUCAAUCAACCCCAGCCGCCCUGCCGUCGCUUCCUAACUCACCCCCUUCUUUUCAAUCUUCUGUUCGGCUCCAGUAUGUGCCAGCGUUCCAUUGUCCUGUCACCAAGAUCAAACUGUCCUCCCAGCAGCCUGUGGCUGAAAUCACAGUGUUUGGCACCACAGACAUGCUCAGUGCUCUAAGGGUUCAGUCAGACACAACAGACAUUGUUUUGUCUGAUCCGGUCCGGUCAGAUGAAGACCCGACCCUCCUCCUCAUUAGAGUCUACUCAGCAUCUCAUUUCCUGGAUCAGGUACCGUCUACUGCAAGCAUUACCCUGUAUACAGACCUUUCUCCACAACCACACGUCGUGAUGGUGAUUAGAGUGAUGGACAGCCAGGAGUCAGGUUAGAGAGCAACAAACACACUUCUCACAAAAUUCUACUGUUCAACAGUUUUGGGUCAGUAAGAUUUUUUUUUAUUAUUAUUAAGAAAUUAAUACUUUCCUUCAGCAAGGAUGUAUUAAACUGAAAAGUGACACAUUUGUGAUGUACAAAGGAUUCCUGAAAAUAGUGCAAAUAGGGAUGCGCCUGUACUCAGCACAACUAUUUUAAACAUUGAUAAUAAGAAAUGCUUCUUGAGCAGCAGAUCAGCAUAUUAGAACAAUUUCUGAAGGAUGGAAGAUGUU